AUGGCGACGGCUUGCCCUCCUCCGUCGCUGCCCGGCGGCGGCGGCGGCGCCACCAAGCGGGGAAGAAGGGAGCAGCAUGUGGCGGCGGGCUAUUUAAGGGAGAGGGAUAGUGUGCUCUCCUGCGGAACCUGGCGCUCCCUUCGCUCCCUUCCGUGCCGUCCACCAGCGACCACCUGCUUCGUCUCUUCUUCCUUUUCCUCUUCUUCUUCGUCCGACAGCGGCGUCUCUCUCACGGCUUCCGUCGGCUCUCCUCCGCCGGCGCCCGCUCUGCAGUGGAGACUCGACGGCCGACACGUCCUCGUUCUUAACAUCCUCGCCUGCGCCGUAUGCGCCGACCUUUUACCCUAUCUCCUUUCUUCCGUUUAAUUUCGGCUCAUACUUCCACGAUUUUGUCCGAGUUAUCGUGUCUGAAUUUCUUCGUGGCGGAGUCCCAUCCUGCUGGAUUCAUCUUCUCCGUCAAGAAACUGUCGACAGAUCGGGGGAAAUCUGUGUAGAUUGUUUUAGUCGGAUGUUUCUAUAAUGUAGCAGCAUCAGCAGGGGCAGCGGCAGGAGCAUCAGCUCAAUCUAAUCCUCACGCGUGCUAACCUCGCAGGCGGGGAUCGCAUCGUCAUGGCUGCUCUUCUCCGCCAUUCCGACCCUCCUGGUGGGCGAGUGAUUACAGAGAUCCGUCAUCCUGUUCUUGCUUGCGUCAGUUCUCCUCAUCUAUCUAUCUAUCUAUCUAACUUUCCCUUUUUGGAUCUUCUCCUCCCUCAAGGCCUUCAAGAGAGCGGCGGAGUCCAUCGAGAAGCUGCUGGACGCGACGAGGGAAGAGCUCCCCGAUACGAUGGCUGCGGUGAGGCUGUCUGGCAUGGAGAUCAGCGACCUGACCAUGGAGCUCAGCGAACUGGGGCAAGCUCCCGAGCCUUCACUCCAUUGGGCGACAGCUGCAUUUCUGUGUUCUGAUCGGACGUUCGCGUCUGCUGCGCAGGCAGGAGAUCAGCCAAGGGGUCAGAUCCUCCACCCGAGCUGUGCGGCAGGCCGAGGGCAGGCUACGCGGGCUCAUGGCGGCGCCGCCGUCCACAGGUUACUCCUCCUGACCCCCCUCAAAUCUCCGGCGGGGCCUCCCGAUGGGAUCUGACGGCGGGCUUUCACACCGUCUCUAGCUGCUGUGCAGAGGAAUGAAGAGGCGGCGGCGCCGGCGAUGGCAGCGGCAGCGAGGAACCUGAGGGAAGGGAUCGUGAAAGGGCGCUCCGCCGUCGGCGUCAUCCUCGCCCUGAGCCGGUUCUCGCAGUGGGCGCUCGGCUUCAUCGCCGCUCGCCGGCAGAAGGACGGCAUCCGCCGCUGA
Molecule: messenger RNA, 1324 nt
Organism: Spirodela intermedia
Lineage: Eukaryota; Viridiplantae; Streptophyta; Magnoliopsida; Alismatales; Araceae
Source: the annotation of a GenBank genome assembly